AUGGUCAGUAGUUUAGAGGGUACCUACAUAAAUAUUAAAAGGUUUAUUUGUCAUUAUUCUAAUAGUUUUUAUUUUUUAAAAAGUGGAUCCAUAUAUUACAAUGGUAACGGUCGGUUGAUAAAUUAUGACAAUGUUAUUAUUAAAGAGAAAGAAAUAUGUAAAAAUAAAAAAAGGAAAACCUCAACAUGUUAUAAUAAUAAUAAUAAUAAUAAAAAUGAUGAUGAUAAAGUAUCAUGUGAGAAUGAUAUAAAUGAAGAUAUUAUAAUUCAUCACAAUGUAUGUAAUAAUUACAAUAUGCUACAUAAUAUUGAAGAUAAACAUUUGAAGAAUCAAUAUAUUCAACAAAAAAUGUAUGAACUUAUAAAAGAAAAUGGUUGUGAAAAGGAUAAAAUUAUGAUGAUAUUAGAUUUUAUAUGUAAUGAUAAAUUUAAAAAUAAGAAUGAUUUUCUUUUUUUCUCAAGACAUUUAUUAAUGUUAUGUGAAUUAUAUAAAGAUAUUAUUAUAAUAAAUGAAAACAUAUAUAAUAAUUCACAUAUAAUAAAUUAUAUUAAAGAAUGUAUCCAUUUUGUCAUUAUAUCAAAAAAGUACUCUUCUUUAAAUUCUUUAUUCAAAUAUUUUAAUCUUUUAUGCAUUUUUCAUAUUAACGAUAUUAGAUUAAUACAAAAAAUAUUUUAUCUCAUAUUAUGUAACAAACAUUUUAAUGAUAUAAAAGAAAAGGUUAUUUAUUCUUAUUAUAUAAUACAAUAUUUAUAUAAUAACCAUAUUUUUAAUGAAUUCAUAUCUAAUUUAUUAACCAAUAAACUAUUGUUAAGAAUUCAUUUCGUACGAUUUUUACAAGCACAAAAUGACAUCAAAAAUAAUUUUUUAAUCUUUCUAUAUUAUAUAAUACAUUCUUUAAAUAAUAACACAAGCAAAGAUAUUAUAAUUCAAAUUUAUGUUACAUAUUAUAAUAAUAUGCUACAAAAAAAUAUACAGUCAUUCAAAAAUAUAGUUAACUUAAAUUUAAUAAACCAGUUACAUUAUAUUUUAUUAAUAUCACAAUAUUAUGAUUCAAAUUUGAAUAUGCUUAUUAAAAAAAAUAUACAAACAUAUUUACCUUUCUUAAAUAUAUAUGAAAUUAUCUUAGCAUGUACCAAUCUUUUGUUGAAUUUUACCAAAAAUAAUAAAAUUCUUUUACAUAUACCAUAUGAUGAGAUUAGAAAAGGUAAAAAGGAACUUAUGGAAUCAAAAACAAAUAACAACAAUAAUAAUAAUAUUAUUAUUAAUAAUAGUAAUAUUAGUAAUAGUAAUAUUUGUAAUAUUAGUAUUUGUAGUAAUAGCGAGAAUGGUAAGACUACACAUUUUAAAAAUUAUUAUCACAAUUUUUUGUCCAUGAAAUAUUUAUGUGAUUCUAUUAUUAGAACUUCUGAUAAUUAUAUCUCUUCUUUUAAAUAUACUCAUAAUAAUGAAUACAUCUAUAUGUUUCUUGUCCUGUCAUCAUACUGCCAUUUUACCCUAUAUUCAAAUUGGUGGGCUGACACUUCUAUAUAUUUCAAAUUAAAAAAAAAAAAAAAAAAAAAAAAAAAAGUUUUAAGAAGUAGAUUACCUUAUAUUUUUCAUCUACAAGAAAAAAUAGCUCAUAUUUUGGACCUUAUAUUGUAUAAUUCUUCUUAUAGUAAUGAAUCCUAUAUACAAACUAUGGGAUACCAAAGGGACUACCUUAAUAACGAAAAAUGUAUUGGACAAAAUCAAAAAUACGAUCAACUGAAUGAAGAUAACCCAGAAGAAAAUAAUAUAUUGUCAAAAUGUAAUAAUAAGAAGAAUAGAAACAUUCAAAAUAAUGUUGAAUAUAACCAUACUUGUAGUACAACAGAAGAAAAAAAUUAUGAGAAUAGUUUAAUUAAAUGUAAAGCAAACAUUAUAGAUAUCAAAUAUGUAACCUACAUAUUCAAAUCUUUUUUAAGAAUCUCUUUAUUUAAUCCAGGACACGUAAAAAAUAAAAAAAAUUUUAUUCUAUUACUUGAGAACUCUUUCACAAAUUAUGUCAACAGAUAUAUAUAUAAUUAUCAACAUGAAGAUCAAAAUUUUAAUGAAAUAAAUAAUAAGAAUCAUUUAAUAAAAAGAAAAGAAACAGAUGAAAUACAUAGAAGCUCUAAUAAUAAUGUAUGCAUAGAUAAUCAAAACAUAAAUGUAACACAUAAUAUGUAUGAUGAUAAAAAUAAUAAUCUUUUGUAUAAGGAACCUUUUCAUUUUAAUAUUUAUGAUAAUGAUUUAAGUUUAUAUGAAAUAAGUUCCAUAUGUGAAUGCUUUUUUCUUGUCGAACAUAUAAACAGCCAACAUUUUCAAAAUGUAAACAACAUAAAAGUAGUAAAGAAAAAGAAAAAUAUACAAAAUAAUAAUGCUCUUGUUGUAGAAAAAGAAAAAUAUGUAAUAUUCAAUAGUGAUGAUAUAUUUGAAAAAACUUUAUAUAUCUUUUUAGAUAAAAUGAAUAGAUUCCUUUGUAAUAAAAAACUAAAUCUUACUACAUCUAAUGAGAAUUAUAUAAAAAAUGUAUUAUUAGAAAAAUUUUUAAAUCAAGGAGAUAUAUUUUUUAAUUAUUAUUUAUUAUUAAGAUUGCUAUUACCUUUAUUAUUUAGUACAUCUCAUGAUCAUUAUAUAUUAUUAACUAAGAAACUCAUCAUCCAUAUAUUAUUUUUAAUAUUUCACAAACAAAUGAAACAACAAAUAGACGAAGGUAUAAAGAACAAUAUUUUACAUAUUACAAAUGUAAUCAAUAAUUAUAUGAACUGGGAAAAUUCAUUUAUAUAUAUAAAUAAUCAAAGGAGGAUAAGGAAACAAACCAAAACGAAAAUGAAUAUAUUAGAUUUUAUAUAUACAGGUGAAUUCAUUAGGCCUUCAUUCCUACUUAUUCUGCUUAUAAAUGAAUUAAAGAAAUAUGAUGAUAUGUUUGACCAAUUUAUACAAAAUAUUUUUAAAAAUGAUCCUAACAUAAAAGAAAAUAAGAAAGAUCUUACAAAUUAUAUAGACAAAAUGUACAAAAAAAUGGAUGCGCUUGUUAUUGAAAAGGAAAAUGAAGCUUAUUAUAAUCAAGAAAAUAAUUAA
Plasmodium reichenowi is the source of this 3081-nucleotide messenger RNA. RefSeq lists its product as hypothetical. The record is from RefSeq and is a predicted model, not a curated record. The transcript is spliced from 2 exons. NCBI's taxonomy places the organism in Eukaryota, Apicomplexa, Aconoidasida, Haemosporida, Plasmodiidae. Bases 1 to 3081 code for a protein of 1026 amino acids.